This is a messenger RNA of Suillus clintonianus, 499 nucleotides long. RefSeq lists its product as uncharacterized. The record is from RefSeq and is a predicted model, not a curated record. NCBI's taxonomy places the organism in Eukaryota, Fungi, Basidiomycota, Agaricomycetes, Boletales, Suillaceae. The coding region runs from base 163 to 441 and encodes 92 amino acids. The transcript is spliced from 2 exons.
CUCAGGCUGACAGACUAGCUUAUACAGUAGUAUAGCACCACAAUGAUAUCAUUUAUGUACUUAAUGGAGAGUAGUCUUCAUAAACACAGACAGGCUGUCACAGGCUGACUCUAAUGUGUGUACCUGUGACUAGCUCCGAGACCUUGGUGUCCUCGCUCGCUGAUGGCUUGUAAAAUCAUGCUGCUGUUGCCGCACCCAGUGGGGCUUUUUGCGAGGAUUGCAAGAUCACUUACCUGGUGCGCUUCUGUAUUCGUUCGACUGUUCUUUAUGCUCGCAUCCAAUCAUCUGGUGCACGAUAUCAUGUCGCUGCCACCACCAUCAUCCAAUAUGAUUCAUAGGUCGUUGUCAACAUCCAGUUCAAGUACACAUCCAUCGGUCCCGACGAUAUCCGGCUGGACAUACUCAACCAAGUCUCACCGCACUGUGUUCUCUUAUUGUUGACACCAAAUGACAUAUCAUAUAGGGCACAAUCAGGUUUCCUUUCGCUGGUGAGUUUUCU